This is a messenger RNA of Didymodactylos carnosus, 868 nucleotides long. NCBI's taxonomy places the organism in Eukaryota, Metazoa, Rotifera, Eurotatoria, Philodinida, Philodinidae. The record is from the annotation of a GenBank genome assembly.
UUUAGGUCUAUUAAUUAAAGAUCUAUCAAAAACUCGCUGGUCUGAUCGAUAUAAUUCAAUUAGAGCAGUAUUAAUAUCAUAUAAAGAAAUUGUUGAAACACUUGAUGAUUUAAGUGUAAAUGAUAAACAAGCUAAAUCACGUUUUAUCGCUGGAAAUCUUUUAAAAAAAUUAAAAUCAUUCACGUUUUAUACAAUAUUACUAUUUCUGAAGAAUUUAUUUUCAUCAAUAAAUGCACUGAUUAUUCAUUUACAAAAGCCACAAAUGGAUAUUUUAACAACAAUUGAUAUUUUAAAUGACAAAACUAAGUUACUUGAUCAGUUAAGUGUUGAUAAUGUAAAUAUGGAUUCAAUUUUAAAAGUAGCAGAAAAUGAUCUUUCAAAAUUAAAUGUUAAAGUGGAUUUAGAUGAAGAGUUUGUUCGAAUACAUCGACGAACGAAAACAUGUGCAUCAAUACAAGAGUACUUUCGUACAAUAUUUUCUAGAAUUCUCAGCAAUAUGAAUGAAGAAUUUAAAGAUUAUUUAACAACUUUGAGUGAGAAGUUAAAAUGGUUUGCACAUUUAUCACCUAAGUUUAUUCAUUUAUUUUCAAUGAAUGAUGCAAAAGAAUUACAAAAAAUAGUUCCAACUCUCGAUGAUGGUGAACUUUUAUUUUCUGAACUUCAGUUAUUGAAAUUAAAAAUUUCAAAUUGUAUCGAUAUGAAUGAAGCGUGUGACUUAAUGAAAAGAAACAAUGGAUAUCCACAAGCACAAUUAGUUUUUAAAUAUUUGUUAACAAUUCCGGUGUCCAUUGCUACUAAUGAACGAUCGUUUUCGAAAUUAAAAAUUAUCUUAGAACAACAAUGUCGAAUGAAAGAUUAUUUCAUUUGA